Molecule: messenger RNA, 2811 nt
Organism: Mesorhabditis belari
Lineage: Eukaryota; Metazoa; Nematoda; Chromadorea; Rhabditida; Rhabditidae
Source: the annotation of a GenBank genome assembly
AUGAGCACGAACAGCACAGAGAGUUCAAUAGAAAAAGUGACCCAACAAAAAGAAGAGAAUGAUGGAGAUUCUAGAAAAGACGGACUCCCAUCCACAUCGAGACCCUAUAUUCGAUUGGCUUCUGAGCUUCGAAAUCUCACAAAAGAUUUGGGUGAUGAGGUCCGUUUCCGAUGUGAGGCGCUCGGCACUCCACCGCUGACUUUCAGUUGGUUAAAGAACCAAGCUCUCGUCGAGAAAUCGCGUCGAAUAAAGAUCAAAACGAGAGAGAAUUCUUCCCGUCUCGUCAUUCAACAUCUCGAUGUUCUCGACAGCGGUUACUAUCAAUGUGUGGUGAGCAAUUCGGCCGCUUCAGUCAACACGACAAGCGUCUUGAGGGUGAUUAAUGUGCCAGGAAAGGAGCUGAAAAAUCGAAAACAACACGCAUCGCCCGAAGAAUACGACGAAUACGAGGCAAUGGAACGAGGUCGUUUACCUCACGAGGAAGACGCCGAUUUGUACUCGGUGCCUGAUGGAGCGGCUGGGCCUGGGUAUGCACCGGUAAUGCCUGCAUCUCGAUGGUUGGACAGGAUAAAGAUGAAGACAGGAGAAUGCAUUGCGUAUCGGGGUGAUGCUUGCCGGAAUUUUCUAGCCGGACGCCAUGUGAUGAUCACGAGUGAGAAUCGAGAAGAUAUGUAUGAUAUUGAUCGAAAUCUUCGCGCGGCUAUGCUAUUCAUUGGACAGAUGCCGGCCGUGUCCGCUGAAUGUAAACAGUACUCGCAAGCGGUCGCUUGCUAUCACAUGUACAAAGUUUGCGAGGAGAAAGUUGGGCCGCGAACACAGAGAAUCUGUCGAAAUGACUGCGAAAGGAUACAGAAGGACAUUUGCCCAAAUGAGUACGCGAUGGCGGCUCAGCACGAAUUGGUAGGCGAUGGGCCGAAAGCUCUUCUCCCAUCUUGUGCCUCGCUUCCCCUAUCCACUCAAACAUCCAAUUGUAUCUCGGUGAUCGAUUCGCCGAAAAUGACCUCAAUCGGCCCCCCGGCUCCUCCACCAGGCCAACCAGCCUCCUCUUCACAUUGUUACAUGGAUAACGGGAAAAAUUAUGAGGGAUCGGUUAGCACAACGGAGAGUGGUCAUCAAUGCAUGACGUGGACUGAAAGUCACAUGUCUCGUGACUUCACCGUCCGCAACUAUCCACAACUGAAAAACGCGAAAAAUCAUUGCCGAAAUCCGGGCGGGAAACGGACAAAACCUUGGUGUUUUAGUCGUCCGCAUGGCCGUGAAGAGUAUUGUGAGAUUUCGCAGUGUUCGAUCGAUCAAACGCACCGUAUCGAUGGGCCAAGAUCGAAUGGAACAAAUCCCUCAAAUCUCUCGGAAAUGUGGUGGUCUCUUCCCGCGAAUCUCCAACUAGGUCUCCUUGCUGGCGGCUUUGUCGCUCUCGCUCUUCUUCUUUUCAUCAUUUGUUGUGCUUGUUGUUGCAAGAAAUCCUCGAAACAACGCGGUCAACAGCCGGUUCCUCAUUUCUCUGUGACGAGUGCUCCCACGUCGAUUGUGGCAAGUGGCACGAAUUCGGGCUAUUGUCGAAAGUUGCAAAUGAAUGGCACGUCGACACCGAUUCUUGGGAGAACGGCACCAAUGGAAAUGGCCGCACUUUUGCCACAACAACAUAAUAAUAAUAUGGGCACUGGUCCUCCAUCUUACGCGGACUCCUAUCGAACGAUGCCUCAUCACGAUGAACCCUAUCACAUUUUGGAGAUUCCGGCAAGAGAUCUGGCUGUUGGAGAUCAAAUCGGCAUAGGCCAAUUUGGGAUUGUUUUCGCGGCUCAAUGGCACACAAAUGUCUCACACGAACCACUGACUGUUGCCGUGAAAACGACAAGGCCCGAUGCACCGAUUCAAGAGAUAAAACAAUUAGAGGAUGAGGUUCGCCGUGUGGCCGCGUUCGAUCACUUGCACGUGGUUCGCCUUCUCGGCGUCUCCUAUCUUGAUGCUGGACGAUUGUCGGCUGUAUUCGAAUAUAUGAUCUAUGGAAAUGUGCAUGAUUUAAUCUCGGUGAAAUCGAGUGGAAGUGAGGCUGAGAAAAGAGCCGAUCAUGACGAGUUUAUCCGGAUCGCCACACAGAUUGCUCAUGGAAUGGAAUACCUGAUCUCCCAUCGUUUCAUUCAUCGAGAUUUAGCGGCAAGGAAUUGUUUAGUUGGUGAGAAUCGAGUGAUCAAAGUGAUGACAUUCGGGAUGAUGAGAUCCGCGUAUGAGGGGGAUUAUUAUCCGAUGAUGCACCGAGGUCGUUUGCCCAUUCGGUGGAUGUCAAGAGAGGCGUUGGAGGGGCAACGGUAUGGAGAACCGUCAGAUGUUUGGGCAUUCGGAGUCACACUAUGGGAAAUGUUCAGCUACGGUCGUACCCCAUAUGAAGGCCUUUCGGAUCAACAAGUGAUUGGAGCGAUCAGCACUCGACAACUCCUCGAAUGUCCUCCCAUGUGUCCACCAAACAUUUAUAGUCUAAUGGUUGAAUGUUGGACGGAAAACCCGGAUCGUCGCCCGACUUUUGCCGAGAUUCGCCCAAGAUUGGAAGCAUGGACGAUGAAUAGCCCGGCUCAUUCUCUUUUGCAGCAUCGAGCCCCAUCAGCUAGCACAAAUUCAGGUUCUUCGGGCGCGGCUCCGCGAGGCGGUGGUUCAUUCGGUAAUGUUGGAGUGGGCAAUAAUCGCUCUCAUCCACCAUUUCACUCAUCAACGGGACUCCGGUCAAGACGAGCGGGGGAUGAAGGGUCACCGUUGGUGAGAAGAGAUGGCGCGUAUAAUUAUUCGGAUGACGACGAUGAUGAAGCUGCCGAGUCUGAU